Wickerhamiella sorbophila is the source of this 960-nucleotide messenger RNA. RefSeq lists its product as hypothetical. The record is from RefSeq and is a predicted model, not a curated record. Gene Ontology annotation, molecular function: mRNA binding. Bases 1 to 960 code for a protein of 319 amino acids. NCBI's taxonomy places the organism in Eukaryota, Fungi, Ascomycota, Dipodascomycetes, Dipodascales, Trichomonascaceae. The transcript has a single exon. Gene Ontology annotation, cellular component: cytoplasm; nucleus.
AUGGUUGUCGAGUUUGUAAAUAUGGAAACACCGCAGCAGCGCAAGGUGUAUAUUGGAAAUCUUUCCUACAACACCACUGAAGAGGAUUUGAAGGAGUAUGUGUCUCGAAGCGUUGAACCAGUUUCGAUAGAGCUGUUGUACAAUUACAAGGGGCUUCCCCGCGGCGCUGCUAUCGCCGAAUUCGCUACCCCUGAAGAUGCUGAAAAGGUGAUUGGCGAUCUGAACGAAGAUACCUUGGAGGGACGCACGACCUACCUUCGUCCGGCCCGUCCCAACCCGUCUUCCGCCACCGACGGCGACGAUUCUGGGAAACCUUUCUACAAUAGAUUCGCCGCCAACGAAAAGGGCACCACUGUGUUCUUUGGGAACCUGCCCUGGUCCAUGGCAUGGCAGGACCUCAAAGAUUUCGCCCGAGCGGCUGGCCCCGUGAUUAGAGCUGAUGUGCCUGUCGGCGACCAACGCCGCUCCAAGGGCUACGGCACAGUCGUGUAUGAAACAAAAGAGGCUGCCGACGAGGCUAUUGAGACUCUCAAUGGCAAGGAGGUUGAUGGCCGUGUCAUUGAAGUCCGUCUCGAUCGGCCCUUAUCUGAACGAAUGUCCGAAUCCGGCUCGUUCGCCAAAAAGCAACCCACCCGCGGCUCUUUCCGCCGCCCCGUGCACUCAAGCUUUGCAUCCGCAUCUGGUCACGGUGUUCCCUCCAACACGAUCCACGUCAGUAACUUGCCCUGGCAAACCACCGACACCGACCUGGUUGAUCUGUUCCGCACCGUCGGUGUGGUAGAACAAGCCGAAAUACAGCGUUUCCCUGACGGCCGUCCUUCCGGCAGUGGUCUCGUAAAGCUUCUGGGCAACUCCAUGGCGGCCGUCGCGAUAGAAAGCUUCAAUGGUUAUAGAUACGGUGGUCAGGACCUCGUGGUGACUUACGCCCGCUAUCCUCCUCCUCUGGAGCGAAGCAGCUAA